AUGACCGAAGUGCCAAGAGGGGUGAAAAAUCCAAAAGUAAUCACAAAGUUUGCAGGGGAAGUUGAAGAGUCGACCACUGAACAUGUCGCUCGAUAUUUGGUUGAGAUUGAAAAUUUAGCCAAUGAUGAGAAUUUAAAAAUGAAGUUUUUUCCUUCUUCGCUAACGAAGAAUGCGUUUACUUGGUUUUCCAAUCUCAGACCAAAUUCGAUAAUGACAUGGAAUCAAAGUAGAUGCUAUGUUUCAUUACCUGAGAAUGAAAUUGUGAAAAUAGCAAUUAUGGGACUAGGUUUCUAUAUGCGCCGAAAGUUACUUAAUGUACAUAUCCCCGAUAUGGCCCAUUUGGCCGAAAAAGUCUGUCAGACCGAGCUCAUGAAAAAAGAGAAAGAGAAAUAUAGGAGUGAGCAACGAUCAAAGAGUAAACCUUUUACUCGGAAAGAAAAAGUUGCUUAUGUGACUAUGGAGUCCUCAGAAGAGGAACUUGAUUUCGAAACAGAGGUCAAUUUGGCCGAACUUAAGAAGGGCCUUCCAUAUUUAAUUUUGCCUGAGGGUAGAACUUUACUUUCGGUGAAAGAUUUCAAAGAAAAACCAUAUUGUAAAUUUCACCAAGCAACAAGUCAUUUGACUAACAGUUGUGUUCGUUUCAGGGACCUAAUUCAGGAAGCAAUAAUGGAGGGAGGGUUAAAAUUCGACGAUGGAAAGGAGGAAAUGAAGGUUGAUGUCGAUCCCUUCGAUGUUGAUGCCAGCUUUGUUGAGCCAUGUUUCGGAGUAAACAUGGUUGGCAUGUCCUAUGACUUUGACGUGGCUCUUGAUGAUUUUGAGUCACAAGUUAGAACGGUGUAUCCCCGAGCGGGAGAUAGUUUGUUGGACUUUUUAGUUCAGCAAAAAAUUAAAGACCGGGAUGUAUCUCUGUGUCCACGGUGUAAUACUGUUUUUUGA
This is a messenger RNA of Arachis ipaensis, 936 nucleotides long. RefSeq lists its product as uncharacterized. The record is from RefSeq and is a predicted model, not a curated record. Lineage: Eukaryota; Viridiplantae; Streptophyta; Magnoliopsida; Fabales; Fabaceae.